AUGCAUUCCGUCACAGCAUCUCUCCUCCUCUCGGCGUCGGCCUUGACGGCUGCAAAGUACACGUUCGACCCCCUGGAGCACAUGUCAGGCAUCGCGCCCUACUUCGAGCCCCAAGACCCAACAAGCAACUUCGACCCUGCACCACCUCAGGGCUGCAACGUCACCAGGGCCACGUACCUCGUCCGUCACGCUGCCAUCUACGCCAACGACUUCGACUACGAAUCCUACAUCGAGCCUUUUGUCAAGAAGCUCGAAGCAAGCCAAGGCAACAGCUCCAUCGACUGGGACCGCUCGCACGCUCUGUCCUUCCUGACCACCUGGACAAGUCCCAUCGAGGAUGAAGACAUUGAGAAGUUGUCCAAGGUCGGCAGCCUGGAAGCCAUGAAGCUGGGCGUCGACGUCUACGAGCGCUACCAACACUUCAAGCAGCCCACCAAGGUCUGGACCAGCUCUGCCGAGCGCACUCUGCUCAGUGCCGAGAGCUUCGUCGAGGGCCUUGCCAUCAAAGAGAACGAGACGGAGAUUGUGCAGAUUGGCGAAUACAAGAAGACUGGCGCAGACUCGUUGACCCCCUACAAGGCCUGUCCCGCCUACUCGGGCAGCAGAGGAAGUGACCAGGCCAUGGUCUUCCAGAACAUGUACACUGCUCCCAUCAUCUCGCGCUUCCGUCAUGAGGUCCCCACCUUCAACUGGACCGCCUCAGACAUCUACGGCAUGCAGCAGCUCUGCGGCUACGAGACUGUGAUCCGUGGCGACUCGCCCUUCUGCUCUCUGGACCUGUUCAGCCCCAACGAGUGGCUCCAGUUCGAGUACACCAACGACAUCAUGUACCACCACAACACUGGCUACGGCAACCCUGCCUCGGGCGCCAUUGGCUUCCCUUGGGUCAAGGCCUCUGCCGACCUUUUGACCUCCCAGAACGCUAGCCAGGAUCUCUACGUCUCUUUCACCCACAGAGAGCUUCCUCCCACUGUUCUCGUCGCUCUUGGUCUCUUCAACAACACUGCCUACUCUGCUUCUGACGAUGUUAAUGCCACAAUGCCUUCAGACGGCAUCAACCCUCAGCGCGUCUGGCAGAGCAGCAACUUCAUGUCCUUCUUGACCAACAUCGCCAUUGAGCGCAUGGAGUGCGACAGCUUCGGCUUCCAGGACAACGCAAACCAGACUGGCGAAUACUAUCGUAUUCUGGUCAACAAGAACCCCAAGCUCCUGCAGGAAUGUACCGAUGGCCCUGGAAUGAGCUGUUCCAGAGAGAGCUUCUUGAAGUUUAUCGAUGAGAAGACUCAGAGAUUCUCAAACUUCUCCGAGGAGUGCGGUGUCACCUACAGCAAUUCGACUGAUGCGCUGACCAUUUACAACAACUGA
This is a messenger RNA of Aureobasidium namibiae CBS 147.97, 1365 nucleotides long. RefSeq names its product phosphoglycerate mutase-like protein. Lineage: Eukaryota; Fungi; Ascomycota; Dothideomycetes; Dothideales; Saccotheciaceae. Bases 1 to 1365 code for a protein of 454 amino acids. The record is from RefSeq and is a predicted model, not a curated record. Gene Ontology annotation, cellular component: fungal-type cell wall. Gene Ontology annotation, molecular function: acid phosphatase activity. The transcript has a single exon.